This is a messenger RNA of Sinocyclocheilus anshuiensis, 2476 nucleotides long. RefSeq names its product ras-related protein Rab-35-like. The coding region runs from base 1029 to 1658 and encodes 209 amino acids. NCBI's taxonomy places the organism in Eukaryota, Metazoa, Chordata, Actinopteri, Cypriniformes, Cyprinidae. The record is from RefSeq and is a predicted model, not a curated record. Gene Ontology annotation, molecular function: GTPase activity; GTP binding. The transcript has 7 exons.
GGUUGCGACAGAAUAGCUAUGGCAAUCGCAGCAGCAACAGGAGUGGCAUGAGGAGGAGGAGGAGGAGACAGGGAAACUCAGGCACAUGAUGAGGAGGAGGAGGAUGAGAGUGACUCAACAUUCAGGUGCGGCGGCCUCAGAGGGGCGGAUCUGAUCUCUGCGGCCGCUGGGACACUGUCCGAGCUUUCCCCUGCCUGCAGGACCGACCCGACACUGACCGACCGCCCGACAGCAACUUGUGCCAAGUCUUCCGUAAUUUCCCCAGCGUGCUCGGAGUAUGUGGUUUAAAGUGUUUUCGGAUUAGGGCUUAAAGGGGAACGACAGGGACUUUUCUCACUUCCGGUUUGAACCUGCAUUCCUACAGUGUUUUGGAGCAGCAGUGAUCUUUCAAAGUGUGGGAAGCUACCAGUCCCUGCAUGCAUCGGUUAAACAGGCGAAAUGGGAUUGUUGUGACUGAGAUGCCAUCUGUAUAUCUAAGAAAUCGAGAUUUGGAGACGAAACAACUUGGAUCUCAAACAAACUGCCCUGUUUUCCGGAUGACUUGGUUCCUGAUGCACUCAUAGCUCUGAGUUAUGAGCGCCAUCAGCGACUAAAGAACCGCUUACUUUGUAAUCUGAGUCAUUUGAUACUUAACCACAACAAUGUGGUAAUGUGUUUGCACUUGAGGGCGAGGCGACGAAGAGUAAAUUUCACGUAGAUUUUAACUGUGGAUCCCUAAUGUGGGCUAAAGCAAUGGAAAUAUAACUGGAAAGAGGGUUUUAAGAUGAACUAAAAAUAUUGCACUGAAAGUGCAACCGUGUUACAGACAAUGCAAAAUCACUGAUUCGUGAAUUGGAAUGCACUGAAAUCACACUGAUGCAUCAUUUUGCACUUGAGUUUUGAGGAAAACUGGAAAGACGAUCGCAUGAUGCUCACAGUAUUUCAGGCAAAACCCUCCGCAGUAAACAACCUGGUACUUUAAGACACCGGAAACGUGACCGAGUUGAAAGCUGUUGUUUCACGAGGACACAUUUUGAACAGAAAGAAGAAUGGCGGGAAAAGACUACCAUCAUCUCUUCAAGUUGCUCAUCAUUGGUGACUCCAGUGUAGGGAAAAGCAGUUUGCUCCUACGAUUCGCAGACAACUCGUUCUCUGGCAGUUACAUAACUACUAUUGGAGUUGACUUCAAGAUCCGCACAGUAGAGAUUGAUGGAGAAAGAGUUAAACUCCAGAUCUGGGACACUGCAGGGCAGGAAAGGUUCAGGACCAUCACCUCGACGUAUUACAGAAACACUCAUGGUGUCAUCAUUGUUUACGAUGUCACAAAUCCAGAAUCAUUUGUCAACGUGAAAAGAUGGUUAAACGAGAUAUCACAGAACUGUGACAAUGUCUGCAAAAUUUUAGUUGGAAACAAGAAUGAUGAUCCUUCUAAAAAGCUUGUGGACACUCAAGAUGCUCUGCGCUUUGGAGAGUCAGUUGGUGUGAGGCUAUUUGAGACUAGUGCUAAAGAGAAUAUCAAUGUAGAAGAGAUGUUCAUGGCUUUCACCCACCUGGUCCUUCGGGCCAAGAAACAGAGCCAGAGUCGAGCAGAAAGACAGAGGGAGAGAGAAAAGGACACUGUCCAUAUAAAUUCCCACAGGGACAGAGAAAGGAGGAAGAAAGGGAAGAAGUGCUGUUAGAGCAGAGGUGCCAGAACAGACGGAAAGAGGGAUAAAUCGAACACCUUUGCAACUCUGAUCCUUUGGGUCACGUUUUCAGCUCAGAAAUGUGACUUUUUUUAUGUUAACACUGCGCUUCGAUAAAACCAAGAGGAAUAAAAAAUAACUUGCUAUUAUGUGCCGAACAUCAGCGUUUGUUUACACAGAUGUUUAUCAAUGUAAGGUUGUUGUUUUUUUGUUUUUUUUUGUUACAAAAGGGGAAUUGACUGGCAUGGAUUUACACUGGCAUCAAAAGGCUGGUCCAGGAAAGACACUAUAUACAAACUGUCUUAUGUGUUCCACUGUGAUUAGUGAGAGAUGUUUCUUGUUGGAUUAAAAUUGACUUGAUAUAUGCCAUUAAUGAAUGCAAAUAAUAAAUUAGCAAUAAAAUAUGAUUUUAAAAAUCACAAACCCCACAAGUGUUAAUUUCUAACGUCUUGCAGUUGUGAAAGAGGCAUGUCUGUAAGCGACUACUGCUGGAUUGACUAAAUGCUCGCUGUCCUUUGCAGUAUAAAAUGCUAAAAUGCACGUGUUUUUCAGCCAGAAUUGUUCCUGAGUUUAACCUGCUAAAUAAAUGGUGGAAGAACCAUUUCUUUAGCUGAUUUAAUUUGACCUCUGAGUCAUAUGUUUAUGACUCAUAAAUCAAUGAAAUUCCUAUCUUUUUGUCAGUUAGCUCUGUCUUUUCUUUUUUCUUAAUGCACUAAAUAAGUUUUAUAUCAAAUUACACUGAAUAUACAUGAAGGGAUCAUUUUAAAAAAAGACACCAUAAAAUACCAGGUAGUCUACAUAAAAAAAAGAAA